UGUGCCCGCUAAUGCUUCGAAAAAGAAACAUCUCUUAAAAGGAAAAAGUACAGCGAAGGUCCCUAAACUUGUCGUCAAGUUACAAAAUCAUCCAUCAACCGCAAAAUCAGAUAUCGACCGUCCCUUAACUAAUCAAAACUGGUCAUAAUAGCUCCUUCGAUAGUGUUGACCCCGGUUUUAUCCUACGUAGCGGCUGAGUCAACGUAGGACCCAUGUGGACCCCACAUGUCAGGAUGCCACGCCAUCUCUUUCCCUUCCUCCUCAUACUCUCUCUCUUCUCUUCUUCUUUCUCCUCUUCUCUGGGCAAACUGUUCGGCGGCUGGGGAGGAGGCCGCCGGGGCGACGCGGCAAAGGAGGAGAGCGGCGCUGCGACGGCUGCCGGCGGCGGCCGCAGUGGGGAGGCGGCCGUUCCAUGGAGGCCACAUCCCGCGCCAGCAACACCAACAACCACCCGGCAGCGACGGCGAAUGAGGGGAUGCUCUCCUCCUCAUCGGCGUCGACGACGCGGCUGUCCACGGGGAGACAGCCGUUGCUCGCCCCCGGCCGCCGCCAGCUUCUCCUCCGCCUCCCGCGCCGAGACGGCGACAGCCGCAGCGCACGCAUCAGGCGGUCGCGGCCAUCACCAUCCCGAGACGAGUAUGCAGCAACAAACCAGCCGUCCAGAUCAACCCCAACUCAACCUGGCGAGCAGAACACGAUCGAGAGAAAAGGACAAACUUGUGUGCAUAUGUACUAUGUUUACCAUGUCAACAUUCACAGAUAAUUCCAUGAAGCAAUUCUAUAUAAAUCCUGCCAUUUUGAGCAAAA
Molecule: messenger RNA, 807 nt
Organism: Oryza sativa Japonica Group (Japanese rice)
Lineage: Eukaryota; Viridiplantae; Streptophyta; Magnoliopsida; Poales; Poaceae
Source: RefSeq, a predicted model, not a curated record